Molecule: messenger RNA, 978 nt
Organism: Penicillium roqueforti
Lineage: Eukaryota; Fungi; Ascomycota; Eurotiomycetes; Eurotiales; Aspergillaceae
Product: CE1 family esterase
Exons: 2
Coding region: 1-978 (325 amino acids)
Molecular function (GO): feruloyl esterase activity
Source: RefSeq, a predicted model, not a curated record
AUGCGCCUCACAUCGCUGCUAUCCCUCGCAGCCCUCACGAGCAUCAGCAUAGCCAAAACCCCGGGCUGUGGCGAAGACAUACCUUCCAAGUAUCCCAAAGCAGGAUCAAGCGAGUCCCUCUCCCUCCCAAACACAGACCGGGAAUACAGACUAUACAUUCCUACCAGCUAUGACAAGAACACGCCAACCCCGGUAUAUUUCUCCUUCCACGGGGCGGGGCGCGACAUGGUAGAGGAAGAAAGUCUGUCACAAUUCUCAAACCCGGAAUUCAACCCCGACGGAAUUGCCAUCUACCCAAACAGCAAGAAUGGAUACUGGCUCUCCAGCCCUUAUGCAAACACGUCGCGUCCCAACGACCUGGACUUCACCAACGAUCUGCUCACGCACAUGGAAGAAACCCUCUGCAUCGACACAACCAGAGUAUACUCGGCGGGCAAGUCGAAUGGCGGUGGUUUCACCAGCGUGAUCGCCUGCAACGCCACCGUAGGAAGCCGGUUUGCGGCUUUUGCGGCUGUCAGUGGCGCCUGGUAUGAUACAGCCGACAUGAAGGGUGUGGGGUCUUGCGCCCCCGCUAAGCGGGAUGAGGGGUAUCCUUUCUUGGAGUUUCAUGGUACGGUUGACACGACGGCGCCUAUCGAUGGCGACGGGGAUGCUAAGCUGCCCGUCAUUGAUGUCCUGCAGGCCUGGGCGGCUCAAAAUGGAUGUGCGGACAAUGCGCAGCCCACCAGCAAUGUGACUGUCUUUGACGACCCGCUCGUGAAGCAUGCUUCUUGGGACUGCAACGGGCUAAAAGGCAUCGUUCAGCAUUACCGUGAGAGUGACAAUGGCCAUUGCUGGCCAAGUACUGUUGGCAAUGAUGACUUUACCCGAAAUGCCGCACAGUGCCCGUUGGGAUCACUCGAGCAAGACGAGCACAACAAGUACCACCACGAGUACUGGUACAAGUACUGCCACUGGCACAGCAGCCACAAGUACUAG